AUGUCGUCCAUGCAGCAGCGCAAAAAUGAGAUCUUGGCCAAGCGGGCUAAGCUUGCGGAGCUGAAGAAACAGCGCGAGCUCCGCCAAAAGGAGUUCACCAACACCCGGAGCAGCGUCGGGGAUGCUUCAGAGAUUGUUUCGCCGGCCCCCAGUCAUUCUGGUAGUCGAGCUGAACUCGAUGAUUUGAUUUCACGCCUCGUUGACCGUCCUGGAUCGGCUGCCCUUAGCCAUGGCGCCGAGGGCCAGUCGCGCAAAGGAAGUCGCCCGAAUUCCGUACUCAGCGCCAGCCAACUGAGUGGAGAGAAUGCCGAGACCUAUACGCCUUCGUCUAGACCCCAGUCCCAAUCAAUUGCCGUUCAGACCGUCGGAGAAGAACCCUACACCACCUCCACACCGGAAGCCCUAGCCCAACCCCAUGCCCCGCGCGCCCCUGAACCCAAAUCGGAAGUUGUAACAUACAGCAAAGCCGUGCAAACAGACGCAUUGGACCAGCCUUCUGAUUCUCCAGAUGGGUCUGUCGCCUCAGACAAUGAAGAACUCGCCGGAGCCCCGCGUUCGGGCAAGAGGCUCAGUCGACGGGAUCGCGAGCGUGACGAGGAGAUCCGACAAAAGAUUCGGGCUGAGAUCGAGGAGGAAUUGCAGGCAACAAAUCAAGCUGGACAGGAAGCAGCUGCCGCGCAAUCCUCUGAGCUUCGCUACCCUAUGCGCACACUCGAUGACGAUGAGUUGAAAGCUGUGACCUCAUCGGACGAUUUCCUGGAUUUCGUGGAACGCUCAGCAAAGGUCAUUGAGCGAGCUCUAGACGAGGAAUACGAUGUUCUCGCAGACUACGAGUUGGGCGGCGUUGAUGGGGACUUGGAAGAAGACGAAGAAACUGGCAAGAAGAGGAGAGGAAUCCGAGAGAUUUGCCAGUUCUGGGACGAGCGCUGGAGCAAGAAGCGCAUGAUCAGUGAUAUCAGCUUCUCCCCCAAGUUCCCUGAAUUAGUGCUGGCGUCUUAUACCAAGAAUCCCUCUGCGCCCCACGAACCAGACGGUUUGGUGCAGGUCUGGAACCAACAUCUGCAAUCCCGCCCAGAAUACGUUUUCCACUCUACUUCCGACAUCCUCACUGCCAAAUUCUCUCCUUUCCACCCUAACCUCAUUGUGGGAGGCUCGUAUUCUGGACAGGUUCUCCUAUGGGAUACUCGCUCCUCUCGUGCAGGCGGAGGUGCCCCCGUCCAAAAGACUCCCCUUACUGGAUCUGGGCACACGCAUCCAGUGUAUAGCAUAUCUAUCAUCGGUACUCAGAAUGCGCACAACAUCUUGACAUCCUCCACAGACGGAGUGGUUUGUGGUUGGACAGUGGACAUGCUUUCGCAGCCACAAGAGUAUCUGGAGCUGACCACUCCCCCUCCAUCCAAGACGGAGGAUCUCGCACCAACAACCAUGUCAUUCCCGCAAUCCGAUCCAACGUUUUUCGUCGUCGGUACCGAAGAGGGAGGCAUCUACCCAUGCCACCGGUACGACCGAGCCGGGGCCAAAGCAGGCACAGACCACCGCCUCGCCUAUCGCGGACAUGCAGCCCCGAUCAUGUCUACCGCAUUCCACCCCGCCCGCGGACCUGUUGAUCUGGGCGACCUGAUGCUGAGUUCAAGUCUGGAUUGGAGCGUCAAACUCUGGCGCGUGCGGGCACCAGCCACUACCGCCUCUGUUACCUCCGGGACCGCAGCUGCUCAAGUCGUCUCGCCCAUUCUGGACAUCACCCGCGAGGACGUCGUAUACGAUGCCCGCUGGUCCCCUCACCGACCUGGCGUCUUCUCCCUGGUCGACGGAGCUGGCAACGUCGAAGUAUGGGAUCUCUACACGGACACUGAAGUUCCGGUUGUACGAACCAGUCCAUCCCGUGGUCCCAGUGGCGGUAUCUCUCGCAGUCUCAACAAAGUUGCAUGGGAAGAACGUGAAGGCCGACGCCUCGCUACAGGUGGUCUUAACGGUGUUGUCACGGUAUUUGAGGUGGGUAAGGGCUUGGGUGGACCGUCAGAAGAGGUCCCCGCUGAAGAGUGGGGGGGUAUGAAGCGACUUGUUGGGAAGCUGGAGCAGAAGGACAGGGUGGCUUAG
This is a messenger RNA of Penicillium argentinense, 2097 nucleotides long. RefSeq lists its product as uncharacterized. Gene Ontology annotation, cellular component: cytoplasmic dynein complex. Bases 1 to 2097 code for a protein of 698 amino acids. The record is from RefSeq and is a predicted model, not a curated record. Lineage: Eukaryota; Fungi; Ascomycota; Eurotiomycetes; Eurotiales; Aspergillaceae. The transcript has 3 exons. Gene Ontology annotation, biological process: transport along microtubule. Gene Ontology annotation, molecular function: dynein light chain binding; dynein heavy chain binding.